Molecule: messenger RNA, 3955 nt
Organism: Nannospalax galili (Upper Galilee mountains blind mole rat)
Lineage: Eukaryota; Metazoa; Chordata; Mammalia; Rodentia; Spalacidae
Gene: Tie1
Product: tyrosine kinase with immunoglobulin like and EGF like domains 1
Exons: 23
Coding region: 177-3590 (1137 amino acids)
Biological process (GO): protein phosphorylation; multicellular organism development; cell surface receptor protein tyrosine kinase signaling pathway
Cellular component (GO): signaling receptor complex
Molecular function (GO): protein binding; transmembrane receptor protein tyrosine kinase activity; ATP binding
Source: RefSeq, a predicted model, not a curated record
AGCAGGACAAGCCUUUCCCAAUCCCUCUCUCCUGCCACCCCUCCCACCCAACCAUCUCAUUUCCUCUUCCUCCCCAGCACUGAGGCGCACUGAGCCACACAGGCUGAGCACUCAGACCCAUAACAACUGACUCUAGGCCCAGCUGGCCCUGGCUGGCCUGGGUCAGCCUCUGGAGUAUGGUCUGGCCGGGGCCCCCUUUCCUGCUCCCUGUGCUCUUCUUGGCUUCUCAUAUUGGUGCGGCGGUGGACCUGACGCUUCUGGCCAACCUCCGCCUCACCGACCCCCAGCGUUUCUUCCUGACCUGCGUGUCGGGGGAGGCCGGGGUGGGAAGAGGCUCAGAUGCCUGGGGACCGCCCCUGCUGCUGGAGAAGGACGACCGCAUCGUGCGCACCUUGCCGCCGGGGCAGCCCCUGCACCUGGCACGCAACGGCUCGCACCAGGUCACGCUGCGCGGCUUCUCCAAGCCCUCGGAUCUGGUGGGCGUUUUCUCCUGCGUGGGCGGCGCGGGCACACGGCGUACUCGGGUGCUCUAUGUACACAACAGCCCUGGGGCCCACCUGCUUCCAGACAAGGUCACACACACGGUGAAUAAAGGUGACACAGCUGUGCUUUCUGCACGUGUGCACAAGGAGAAGCAGACGGAUGUGAUCUGGAAGAACAACGGAUCCUACUUCCAUACCCUGGACUGGCAAGAGGCCCGGGAUGGGCGGUUCCAACUGCAGCUCCCAAAUGUACAGCCACCAUCAAGCGGCAUCUACAGUGCCACCUACCUAGAAGCCAGUCCCCUGGGCAGCGCCUUCUUUCGGCUCAUCGUGCGGGGCUGUGGGGCUGGACGCUGGGGACCAGAGUGUAGCAAGGAUUGCCCAGGCUGCCUGCAUGGAGGUGUCUGCCAUGACCACGAUGGCGAGUGCGUGUGCCCCCCAGGAUUCACCGGUACCCGCUGUGAGCAAGCCUGCAGAGAGGGCCGUUUUGGGCAGAGUUGCCAGGAACAGUGUCCAGGCAUGGCAGGCUGUCGGGGUCUCACCUUCUGCCUCCCAGAUCCCUAUGGCUGUUCCUGCGGAUCUGGCUGGAGGGGAAGCCAGUGCCAAGAAGCCUGUGCCCCUGGUCAUUUUGGGGCUGAUUGUCGCCUCCAGUGCCAGUGUCAGAAUGGUGGCACUUGUGACCGGUUCAGCGGCUGUGUCUGCCCCUCUGGAUGGCAUGGAGUGCACUGUGAGAAGUCUGACCGGAUCCCACAGAUCCUCAACAUGGUCUCAGAGCUGGAGUUCAAUUUAGGGACGAUGCCCCGGAUCAACUGUGCAGCUGCAGGGAACCCCUUUCCAGUACGGGGCAGCAUGGAGCUCCGAAAACCAGAUGGCACCAUGCUCCUGUCUACUAAGGCCAUCGUGGAGCCAGACAGGACCACAGCUGAGUUUGAGGUACCCCAUUUGACUCAUGGGGACAACGGGUUCUGGGAAUGCCGUGUAUCCACAUCUGGUGGCCAAGACAGCCGACGCUUCAAGGUCAAUGUCAAAGUGCCCCCAGUACCUGAAUCUGCUCCUCGGCUCCUGGCCAAGCAGAGCCGCCAGCUUGUGGUCUCCCCACUGGUCUCCUUCUCUGGGGAUGGACCCAUCUCCUCUGUCCGCCUGCACUACCGGCCCCAGGAUAGCACAAUUGCCUGGUCUGCUAUUGUGGUGGACCCCAGUGAGAAUGUGACACUGAUGAACUUGAGGCCAAAGACAGGAUAUAGUGUCCGUGUGCAGCUGAGUCGGCCAGGGGAAGGUGGAGAAGGGACCUGGGGGCCUCCUGCCCUCAUGACCACCGACUGUCCUGAACCCUUGUUGCAGCCAUGGAUAGAGGGCUGGCAUGCAGAGGGCCCUGACAGGCUGCGAGUGAGCUGGUCCUUACCCUCGGUACCACUGUUGGGCGAUGGUUUCCUGCUGCGCUUAUGGGAUGGGGCACGGGGGCAGGAGCGGCGGGAGAAUGUCUCGUCCCCCCAGGCCCGCACUGCCCUCCUGACUGGACUCACACCUGGCACCCACUACCAGCUGGAUGUGCGGCUGUACCACUGCACUCUCCUGGGCCCUGCUUCGCCCCCUGCACACGUGCUUCUGCCCAAUAGCGGGCCUCCAGCCCCUCGGCACCUCCAUGCCCAGGCCCUCUCGGACUCUGAGGUCCAGUUGACAUGGCAGCGACCUGAAGCUCCAUCCGGACCUAUAUCCAAGUACAUUGUGGAGAUUCAGGUGGCCGGGGGCUCAGGAGACCCACUGUGGAUGGAUGUGGAUAGGCCAGAGGAGACAAGCACCAUCAUUCAAGGCCUCAAUGCCAGCACUCGCUACCUCUUCCGUGUGCGGGCCAGUGUGCAGGGUCUUGGCGACUGGAGCAACAUCGUAGAAGAGACCACACUAGGCAAUGGGCUGCAGAGCGAGGGCCCUGUCCAAGAGAGCCGGGCAGCUGAAGAGGGCUUGGAUCAGCAGCUGGUCCUAGCUGUGGUGGGCUCUGUUUCUGCCACCUGCCUCACCAUCCUGGCUGCCCUCUUAGCCCUGGUAUGCAUCCGCAGAAGCUGCUUGCACCGGAGACGCACCUUCACCUACCAAUCAGGAUCGGGCGAGGAGACCAUCCUGCAGUUCAGCUCAGGGACCUUGACACUGACCCGACGGCCAAAACCACAGCCAGAGCCCCUGAAUUACCCUGUACUGGAGUGGGAGGACAUCACCUUUGAGGACCUCAUCGGAGAGGGGAACUUCGGCCAAGUCAUCCGUGCCAUGAUCAAGAAGGAUGGGCUCAAGAUGAAUGCAGCCAUUAAGAUGCUAAAAGAGUACGCGUCUGAAAAUGACCAUCGUGACUUUGCAGGAGAACUAGAAGUGCUGUGCAAAUUGGGACACCACCCCAAUAUCAUCAACCUCUUAGGGGCCUGUGAGAAUCGAGGUUAUUUGUAUAUUGCUAUCGAAUAUGCCCCCUAUGGGAACCUGCUUGAUUUCCUGCGAAAGAGCCGGGUCCUGGAGACUGACCCAGCAUUUGCCAGAGAGCACGGAACGGCCUCCACCCUCAGUUCCCGGCAGCUGCUGCGUUUUGCCAGCGAUGCUGCCAACGGCAUGCAAUACUUGAGUGAGAAGCAGUUCAUCCACAGGGACCUGGCUGCUCGGAAUGUGCUGGUUGGAGAGAACCUGGCCUCCAAGAUCGCAGACUUUGGCCUUUCUCGGGGCGAGGAGGUGUACGUGAAGAAGACGAUGGGCCGUCUCCCUGUGCGUUGGAUGGCCAUCGAGUCUCUCAACUACAGUGUCUACACCACCAAGAGUGAUGUCUGGUCCUUUGGGGUCCUUCUCUGGGAGAUAGUGAGCCUUGGAGGCACCCCCUAUUGUGGCAUGACCUGUGCUGAGCUCUACGAGAAGCUGCCUCAGGGCUAUCGCAUGGAGCAGCCUCGAAACUGUGACGAUGAAGUGUACGAGCUGAUGCGGCAGUGCUGGCGGGACCGUCCCUACGAGCGCCCCCCUUUUGCCCAGAUCGCACUGCAGUUGGGCCGAAUGCUAGAAGCCAGGAAGGCCUACGUGAACAUGUCGCUGUUUGAGAACUUCACCUACGCAGGCAUCGACGCGACAGCCGAGGAGGCCUGAACUACCCUCCUGCUAGAAUCUGGCUCUGCUAGUCAGAGCAUACUCUUCACGCUGUGACUUCUGGCCCUUCUAACCUCCGACCCAAGCUGCCUGGAGAAAUUCUUCUGACUUAAGGGAAACAAGAGGGGAUCCAGUAAGCGUGGCUGAGGGGAGCAGGGUCCCCAAUCUUGGCAGCUGCUCUCCUGGCUACCCUUUGCAUCUCUCGAACUUAGCUCCCUCCCAUAUGUGCUCCCCAUUCUGCUGCUCCCCACAUCCAAACUCUUCUUCAGAUCCUCCACCCAAGCCAUCAUGCAUGCUGUUAACACCCCGUUUAGCUACCCCAACUUCCUGCUUGUACUCAGAAAAAAUAAAUACUCUGAGCAGCU